GAUCAGUGUGAAGAUCAAUUGAGUGUUUCAGUUCAUACAUUACUCUUAGAUACUCCAUCGAUUAAUGGCUGCCGCUGCAUCUUCUUCCUCUGGCUCUCCUUGGAAAUACGACGUGUUCCUCAAUUUCAGAGGGGAAGACACUCGCAGGUGCUUCGUCAGCCACCUCUACAAAGCCCUGAAUCAGAAAGCAAUCAACACCUUCAUUGAUGCCGAAGGGCUGCGAAAGGGCAACGACCUUUCGCAGCUACUGACGGCGAUCCAAGAUUCGCGCGUUUCAAUCGUAGUUUUUUCUCAAAAAUAUGCUUCUUCCACAUGGUGCUUGAAGGAGCUCGUCCAAAUACUGGAUUGUAUGGAUAGAAAGAACCAGAUGGUGGUGCCCGUUUUUUACGAAGUGGAUCCUUCUCAUGUCCGCAAAGCAGAGAGCAGCUUUGCGGAAUCUUUUGCCGAGCAUGAAGGCCAUUCUAACGCCGACAUGGAAGAGGUGCGGAGGUGGAGGUCCGCUCUUACUCGAGCCACCAAUUUAACCGGCUGGGAUUCGAAAAAUUGCGAGGAUGAUGCCAAGCUCAUUGAGAAAAUUGUAGAAGAUAUUUUUCAGAAAUUGAUCCGCAUCUCAUCAAGUAAAGACGAUGACUUGGUUGAAAUGGAUUCCCACAUGCAUGAAAUGGACUUGCUAUUACAUCCUGCUCCUGAAAUGGACGACGUUUGUGUUGUUGGAAUAUGGGGUAUGGGUGGUAUAGGCAAAACAACCAUAGCUAGAGCUGUUUAUGAGAAAAUUGCUUGUCAAUUUGAAGCUUGUUGCUUUCUUGACAAUGUCAAGGAAGAGUUCUCCGCUUGUGGUGCCGUACAUAUGCAGGAAAAACUUCUAUCUAGAAUCUUGAAUGAAAAGGUGCAGAGUUUAGGCACAUUGGAUCGAGGUUACAGAAUGAUUUUGGAAAGGCUACAGAUGAAAAAGGUUUUGAUUGUUCUUGAUGAUGUUGACGACGUAUUUCAAAUUGAAACCUUACUUGGAAAGCAACAUUCAUUUGGUGGUGGGAGUAGAAUCAUUAUCACCACUAGAGAUAAGCUAGUACUAAGUCGAGCUGAUGCGAUCUACAGCCCCAAGGUUCUAAGUGGUGAUGGAGCUUUGGAACUCUUUAGCCAGUAUGCCUUUAGAACAAAGCAACCCAAAAGAGACUAUGACCCUCUCUCAAGCCGUGCUGUACGAUAUGCUCAAGGUCUCCCUUUAGCACUCAAAGUCUUGGGGGCAUUUCUUUAUAACAAAUCUGUGCAGGAGUGGGAGGAGGUGCUAGAGAAAUUAAAGAAAAUCCCGCAAAGGGGAAUUCAUGAUGUGUUAAGAACAAGCUUCGAUGGACUAGAUGAUUCUGAGAAGGACAUAUUUCUGGAUAUUGCAUGUUUCUUUAAAGGAGCGGAAAAAGACAACGCAACAAAGGUUCUGGACAGUUGUGGCUUUUAUCCCCAUACAGGGCUGAGAGUUCUAAUUGAUCGAGCUCUUAUAACUGUCUCACGGGAAACACUGGAGAUGCAUGAUUUACUAGAGGAAAUGGGUCGUGAAAUCGUCCGCCAAGAAUCUAUUAAAGAGCCUGGGAAACGCAGUAGGUUGUGGAAUUAUGAAGAUGUUCAUCACGUGCUAACUCAAAAUACGGCUACGGAAGCUGUUGAAAGCAUAAUCCUUGACCUUUCAUUCUCAAAACCAGAAGUGGUAUACUUCAGUUCCGAAGCUUUUGUUAAAAUGACGAAAUUAAGAUUGCUCAAAAUCCACGGCUACAAUGGAUAUUCAUGUGAGAAUUUAAAGUUUGUUCUGCAUGAGUUAAGAAGUCUCAUAUGGAAGUGUUUCCCGCUAAAGUCUUUACCGUCCAAUUUUAUUGCGAAGAAUCUUGUUGAGCUUGACAUGCAAAAUAGUCUCGUUGAACAUCUUUGGGAAGGAGCCAAGCCCUUGGAAAAUUUGAAAAUUAUCAACUUAACAAGUUCUCCUCACCUGAAGAAAACUCCUGACUUCACGGAGGCGAAAAAUCUUGAGAAAGUAGUUUUUCGAAGUUGUACAAGUUUAUUUGAGGUUCACCCAUCCAUUUCAUCUCUCAAAAACCUGGUUCUUUUGGAUUUGAAAUAUUGCAGAAAUCUUAAGAUUUUUCCAAGCAAGAUUGGUAUGAAAUCUCUUCGAACCCUUGAACUUUCAUGGUGCAAAAACCUUGAUAAGUUUCCCGAAGUUUCAGAUGUUAUGCCGGAUCUAUCAGAGCUUUAUUUAGAUUAUACUGAAAUUAAAGAACUGCCCUCGUCAAUAAGUAAUCUUACGAGGCUUGUUACCUUGAAUCUAAAAGGUUGCAAACAAUUUAAGAGUCUUCCGAGCAGUAUUUCUCACAUGAAAUCUCUUAAAAGCCUUCAUGUUUCUGAAUGCUCAAAGCUUGAAAAGUUUCCAGAAAUUUCAGAGGUUAUGAAGAAGCUGUCUGAGCUUUGUUUGGAUGACACUGCAAUUAAGGAGCUGCCUGCCUCUAUUUUAAAUCUCACCAGUCUUGUUACUUUGAGUCUGAAUAAUUGCAGAGAACUUGAGAGUCUUCCAAGCAGCAUUUCUCACAUGAAAUCUCUUAAAUACCUUUAUGUUUCUGGAUGCUCAAAGCUUGAGAAGUUUCCAGAAAUUUCAGAGGCUAUGAAGAAGCUAUCUAACCUUUAUUUGGGUGGCACUGCAAUUAAGGAGCUGCCUGCCUCUAUUUUAAAUCUCACCAGUCUUGUUACUUUGAGUCUGACUAAUUGCAGAGAACUUGAGAGUCUUCCAAGCAGCAUUUCUCACAUGAAAUCUCUAUCUGAGCUUUAUUUGGAUGGCACUGCAAUUAAGGAGCUGCCUGCCUCUAUUUUAAAUCUCACCAGUCUUGUUACUUUGAGUCUGACUAAUUGCAGAGAACUUGAGAGUCUUCCAAGCAGCAUUUCUCACAUGAAAUCUCUUGAAUACCUUAAUGUUUCUGGAUGCCCAAAGCUUGAGAAGUUUCCAGAAAUUUCAGAGGUUAUGAAGAAGCUAUCUAAGCUUUAUUUGGAUGGCACUGCAAUUAAGGAGCUGCCUGCUUCUAUUUUAAAUCUCACCAGUCUUGUUACUUUGAGUCUGAAUGAUUGCAGAGAACUUGAGAGUCUUCCAAGCAGCAUUUCUCACAUGAAAUCUCUUGAAUACCUUUAUGUUUCUGGAUGCUCAAAGCUUGAGAAGUUUCCAGAAAUUUCAGAGGUUAUGAAAAAGCUAUUUAAGCUUUAUUUGGAUGGCACUGCAAUUAAGGAGUUGCCUGCCUCUAUUUUAAAUCUCACCAGUCUUGUUACUUUGAGUCUGAAUGAUUGCAGAGAACUUGAGAGUCUUCCAAGCAGCAUUUCUCACAUGAAAUCUCUUAAAUACCUUUAUGUUUCUGGAUGCUCAAAGCUUGAGAAGUUUCCAGAAAUUUCAGAGGUUAUGAAUAAUCUAUCUGAGCUUUAUUUGGAUGGCACUGCAAUUAAGGAGCUGCCUGCUUCUAUUUUAAAUCUCACCAGGAAUCUGGGGUUUUCUUUAAUAUGAAAUAUUUUGAGGAUGAGGUGCAUAAUGGCAAUUGGGAUGAAGUUGAGAAGUACCUCUCCGGGUUCACUAAAAUGGAAGAUAACAGCUAUUCCAUGAAAAUCUUUUUCGAGAUAAGGAAGCAGAAGUAUCUCGAGGCAUUGGACAAGUAAGCUUACAGUGGUUCAAUUUCAAUUCAUUGAUAACUUUCAUGGGUUGGAUUGCAUGGCCGGUCUUGAGGAAUUAUAUGGUUGAAUUACGUGUAAUGUGACUGUGUGAACUUUAUAGGCCUUAUCUUUUUCGAGAUAAGGAAGCAGAAGUACCUCGAGGCAUUGGACAAGCCUGAUCGGUCCCAAGCUGUGGAUAUUCUAGUAAAGGAUUUAAAUUUUUUUGCCGCAUUCGAUGAACUUUUGGAGGAAAUCGCUCAGCUCUCAACAUUGGAGAACUUUAGGGGGAGAAUGAACAACUAUCCAAGUGUGGAGAUUCAAAGUCUGCCAGGGCAAUCAUGUCGGUUGAACUUAAGAAACUGAUUGACCCGAAUCCCUUAUUCUGUGAUAAAUUGCAGUUCCCAAACCUAAAGCGUUCGAGGCUAUGGACUCUCAUUAACCAAGGCUUAAAUUGGCAGCACGGGCUUUGUAAAAGCCCAAGUCCAAAUCCAUUAAUAAAAACGCUUUAUGUGGAUCACCCAUGUGGACAACCGAACUGUGCGCGGGUACCAUCACCUGCAAACAACCCGCUUCUUGGAAUCAAACAGGGGGCGGUCAAGAUGUUGUCUCUGAGUAUGGAGCUUGUGUUCCUGAUCUUGCAGUUUCUCGAUGAGGGAAACUGCAAAGAGACUAUUCAUAAUUGACUGUUGAUUGUUCUCUGUGAUGCUUCAUUUGGUACCAAUGUGGGGGACGUAGGCCUGCGGGAACUUGGAUCUAGGGAGCGACUAGUUGUAAGGAACUUCAAAGUAUGGGAUCUUAGUUCAUGCUCAAUGCUCCUGCAGUUAAGGAUCCUGGUGUGUCUGUUAACCAUGUGAUUCGGAGCCCUGAUGGUGCUUUAUUUGGUAAGCUUGAGCAUACUUAGGUAUUGCUUACUCGAGGCACAUUGUUCAAAUAUAGUCUUAUCAUAGGGGUGAUGACGUACGAGAGCACCUAGAGAUUGAUGCACAUGUUGGUGGAGUAAAUGAUCUGGCAUUCUCCCAUCCCAAUGGGCAGCUUUGUGUGAUUACCUGUGGGGAUGACAAGACCAUCAAGGUUCAUUAGUUGCCUAACAUGUUUGCUUGUCUCAUUGCCAUUGGAAGAGCGUUUUCUGUUCCUUGCUGAUUUCCUUCAUAAAUUUAGGUGUGGGAUGCUACAACCGGUGCAAAAGAAUAUACUUUUGAAGGUCAAGAGGCUCCAGUUUAUACUGUCUGCCCACAUUAUAAGGAAAACAUUCAGGUGUUGUGGCAUUUUAUUUUUAUUUUUUCAUUCUUACUAAUUACACGUGUUUCUGUCUCUGGUGCCCAUCUGUCCUUGUCUU
This is a messenger RNA of Pyrus x bretschneideri (Chinese white pear), 5002 nucleotides long. RefSeq names its product disease resistance protein RPV1-like. The record is from RefSeq and is a predicted model, not a curated record. The transcript is spliced from 13 exons. The coding region runs from base 65 to 3523 and encodes 1152 amino acids. NCBI's taxonomy places the organism in Eukaryota, Viridiplantae, Streptophyta, Magnoliopsida, Rosales, Rosaceae. Gene Ontology annotation, biological process: signal transduction; defense response. Gene Ontology annotation, molecular function: ADP binding.